CAGUGAAAAGUCUGGGCGGCGCGAUCGCGAAGGAUGGUAAAAGGUGGGCCGCAGGCUGGUGCGUGCACAAGUGACAUCGCCAGUGGCGGAAUCCGCUCAACAGCUCGCCAGUGAGCGUCCGGGCGCGGCCGGGAUGGAGCUGCAGGCCGCCGGGGAGGCGCUGGCGGGGCCCGUGAAGGCCGGGGAGGCGCUCUCGAAGCGCCAGAAGUGCAAUAGGAACGCCGAAAUGGCGAGCGCCGCGGACGAGCUGGAGAAGUGCGACGUGAGUCCGGAGAACAGCACGAAGCGCGACACGCCGAACGGACGCAUGGCCACCAGCGACAUCCAGGCCGGCAGCGUGCAAUUGCCCGAGGGCAUGCCCAAGAGCAUCUCCCUGUUCGACGUGUGUCCGGCGCCGCCGUCGCCCAAGCACGCCAUGGCCUUCACCAUCGACUUCGGCGAGCGCGACGAGCGCGAUGAGCAGCGCUACAAGAGCAUGUACGAGCGCUUCCAGAGCCGCCACAGGCGCGGCGCCUCGCUCACCAAGUUCGACGAGCCGCAGCCGCCUCGCACGCGCAUCCCCAUGAGCGCCAGGCUGCCCAGGAAGCAGCUGCCGACGCCCGACAAGGGCGCGGUGAAGAUGCGCGACAAGAGUCGCCUGCAGGCGCCGCAGGACGCCUCCAAGCGGCACAGCUGGAGUCCGCGCUCCAGCACCGUGACGCCGGACGCCAAGAUCCCCGCUACGAAGUUCACGCCGCGCUCGCUGACGCUGGCCAAGGCGCUGGAGGGCCGCACGUCGGACGCGUCCAGCGAGGACGCGCUGCAGGCGCCGCUGGACGACCUGCGGCCCGUGGGCGAGGAUCAGGUGAGCGAGGCGGGCACGUACACGCUGGACGCGGACAACUACACGGAGGAGCAGAAGGAGCGCAUGAACAUCGAUCAGGAGGAGGAGCUGAAGAUCGAGGAGAGCCCGAAGCCUGAGCGGCCGACGUGCUUCGAGACGAAUUUAGAGACAUUCGACUACGAUUUAUCCCAAAGAGACGAGGGCAAGCUGAAGAUCCAGGACGGCCAGGCGAGACGAAGGAACGUCCUUGAGAUCUCUUGCUCGCACGAAACGUCCACGGCGAAGCCCAAAGUGUCGUAUUUGGAGCGGCUGAAGAACCGCGUGCGGAACAUCAGCGACCGGACGUUCCACAAGUCGCGGUCGCCGGACAAGCUGCUGCCGUCGCCGGACGUGGGCUGCUUCACCAGUGUGACCACGAGUGGGAUUCUGAGUGUGAAGCCGACGCUGGACACGAAUCCGCGCCUCACGCGGCGCAACAGCCUGACGAAGAGCCAGAUUGACAACUCGGAGUACGUGCAGGGCGUGAGUCGGCUGAACCUGGGCGGCAGCGAGGAGUGCGGCGUGCGCUCGCCACGGCGAGAAGUGAGCUCGGGCUCGGCCAUCAAGACGGCGGCCACGAAGAGUGACUGGAUUCAGGAGUGGGCGCGUCACGCGCGCCAGCACUCGGCGCACAUGUCCAGGAGCUACAAUUUCGAGAGUUCGCCGACGGACGAGAGGCAGCGCUUCAAGCAGGAGGACAUGAGCCGGAGUCAGUGCGAUGGGCGGCGGGCGUCCGUGCGGAAGCCGCCCGUGAGUCCCACGAAGAUUCCCAGUCCCAUCGGCACUCUGCGACCGCGGAGCCGCAACGGCAGCCAGACGGAGCUGGCCAAUGACACGGAUGUGUAUCUGCAGAAGACGGCGGCCGCCAUCACGACGCUGCAGAAGAUGCACAGGGAGUCGCUGAACAACUCACCACAGAGCCCGCGCAGUCCGCAGAGUGAGGAGAUGCUGCUGAUGCAGCUGCAGCGGAUGCACCGGCUGCAUCGGCGGAAUCACUCGCUGGACGGCACGGAGGCGCCCGUGCGACGACACACGCGCCAUCACUCCUUCGAGGGCACGGACAAUCUGCCGCCGCGGCCCGUGGAGGCGCUGGUCGCCAAGAGACGCGCGGAAUUGAUCAAACAACCGACGCACAGCUCGCCCAUCAGGCGCUCCACGUCGUUCUCGGCCAAGACGAGCGGCAGCACGCCCAAGAUGCCCUCGAAAGUGCCCACGAAGCAUCAGCAGAGCAUCCAGAAGUCCGCCAGCAGCACGAACUUCCGCGCCGUGAUCGCCUACGCCGAUGACGACAUCAUGGAGUUCUACAUCAAUGACAAUGUGGAUCUGGACGGCGACCAGCUGUCGUCGGAGUCUGACCUCAGCGAUGCGCAGCAGCCGAUCUCCAAUACGCGCUGCAACAAGGCCUUCCUCAUGCGCAUGGAGCAGAACCGGCGUCCGGCCAGCGCCGCGGCGGCCAAGCAGGGCGUCAUGGCGUGUCCCAACACGCCGGAGAUGCGUCGCCGGGAGCCAAAUGUGCGCACGUCCUUUCGCGAGAGGAUGUCAAUGCCGCGCGACUCGAGUCUGAAUCGCAUGAAGCAGGAUCUGGCCAGGCGACAGCAGCCGCAGCCGCCGCCGGCGAAGGCGGAGCCGAAGCUGGCGAAGGUGCAGCCAAAAUACAUGGACAUUUCCAAGUAUAAACCCGUGACGGGCGCGAACUUCCUGAAGAAGGACGAGUCCAAGAGCUACUUGCUGCCCAGAGAGGUGAAGAAGAGCCCGAGCAGUGCGUCCGUGAAUCUCAGCCGGACGGACGCGCAGCGCGCCAGCAACAGGAGCAUCAAGUCGGCGGGCAUGCGGCCGUCGUCCGGCAAGAAGGAGCCGCCAAUCGCCCAGAAGCAGGCGAAGGAGGCGGAAUUGGCCAUGUGGAAGCGGCGCGCGAGCUAUGAUCCCAUGAAGGCGGCGCUGGAGGGCAAACGGAAGCAGGAUGAGGCGCGCCGCCUGGCGCAGCAGCAGCAAAGUAAAUUGGGUGAAAGUUCAUCGGCCGUCCUGAGGUCGCAGUCCUUCCACAGCGGCGUCUCGAGUCAACUGCGAGGACAAGCGUCGAAGACAACGAUCGAUCAAUGGAACGCGCUGACUUUGAGCGAUUCCAGUGAUGAGAAUGAAUCAUAAAUGCAAUGUUUUUUUUAUCCAUUUUAUUGCGCGGGAAGAGAGAGAAAACGUUCUGCGGGUUUUUUGGCACUUUCCCACAACAACAACAACAGCAGCAAAAAAAGCUAAAUUUCUUCCACGUUUUAAUGGUCCUGUUUUUUCUACUUUUGAUAUUGAUUACUUCGGAUCGUGAACAUUUGAGUCCCUCCUUGAAAUUGAAUUGUGAUUAACGACAUAAUUUUUAUUUAUUUCCCACUUAUUGUGUAACUUUGUGUCCUUCGAAUCUGUCGUAAUAUUUUUUUAUUGUAUUGGUUAAAAGAAAUUUGUAGUUGAAAGAUAGAAUCAUUGUCACUAUAUUUAUAAGUUUUUACUCAUAAUUCUUCAAUUUGUGAAUGCAUUCACGUGAAUCCCCCCCUUUUUUAAAAAAAAAAAUAAAUAGAGAUUAUAGAAAAGAAUCAACAUGAAAUGUUUAACAUAACGAUAGAGAAAGAAAGAGAGAAAAAUUGUGAGGAUAAAGCGAUAAACGAGAAAGUCAAAUUAUUAUCACUUAAAGUGAAUGUUUGGUUCAUUUGUAAUUAUGAUUUGACGAGAGAUUGUGUUUUUUAAUCUUUCAUAUUUUGUAUUUGAUUCAAGAGAGAAAUUAGUUGGUUAUUUAUUUGCUAAGGAAAAAAAGGAGGAAGAAUUGUAAGCGCAAAAGAAGUUGCUUCAGUUUAAGUUUUGUUACGAAGUUUAGUUCUUAAGGUGAGUAAUUCUUUUUAUGGACUUUUCUUCUGUCCUUUUACUCCAUUUUUUUGAGAUCCAUAAAGAGAAUAGCUUGAGAUGAAAUGUUUCUGUGCUGAAGCUUUAAGAUGAGAAUGGAAAAAAAAAUAAUAAAUCAAAAUGUGAAAAGAUUUCUGUUGUUUUCAUUCCUGCAAUCUCUUAAUAUUAAGAGAUUGUGACACUUUGUGAUGAGUUUAAGGGAUUUUUUCAGUGAAAGCGUUUCAUAAAGAGUGAAGAUUUCACUAUUCAAGAUUGUUCUUAAUUUCUGAAUUGGAGUAAUUGAAUUUUUGGGUAAGGAAUUCGUGUAAAUAAGGUAAAAAUA
Phlebotomus argentipes is the source of this 4067-nucleotide messenger RNA. RefSeq lists its product as uncharacterized. The transcript has 5 exons. Bases 134 to 3007 code for a protein of 957 amino acids. The record is from RefSeq and is a predicted model, not a curated record. NCBI's taxonomy places the organism in Eukaryota, Metazoa, Arthropoda, Insecta, Diptera, Psychodidae.